CUCGUGCUUUAAGGAUAGCCAUGGUAGGUAAGAUAACUCUUAAAACUUGUCAUAUGAAGAAUUGAAGUUUACGGGGAAUUUGGAGUUGCCAUGUUUUUUUUCCAUAAGCCCUCAUCUAUCACUUGAGCUAUACUCUUAGCCCCAUUUGAUAAAGCCAAGGUGAUGCCCAUAUGGUAUCCUCUUUUGACUGAGUAUUCGCCAUUAGGAGUAAAAUGUCAAACUCUCCUAUCUGGUUGGUCAUGUCUAGCAAUAGGAAGAGAGCAAAUUAGUGAUACGGGAGAGAAAAGUUCAUUGAUCAAAUGUUCCCGUUCUUCUUUUUGAUGGAACCUUUGAUUUGAGGCGGGUCCAGAUCGAUUGGGUUGGUGUAAUAGUGCACUGAAAUAUUUGCACAAUAAUGCCUUAGCUUCUGUCUCUCUCCCUUGAGAAAAUAAGAAAGAAAUGGGACGAAAACAAGAAGGCCCCUCACCUACACCCAACGCUCCUCUUCCCAUUCCGCCAAGACCCCUUUGCUCAGAAAAGAAAACCCUUCCCUUGUCAUCCAUCUCAUCGACCCUCUCCUUUCCUCUCUUUCUCUCGCCAUUAUUUCUCUAGUCUUGUCUUUUUCCUUCGCCCGGCCAACAACUGAGAGAAUUAGUGAGAUGAAAAUGGUGGAGGCAGAAGCUCCAAAAUCAGCUCAAAAGAUUGAAACUUUUGUGGAUGUGAACCAAUCCCACGUGGAUACUUGUAUAACUAUUACCUGCCAGUUAACAUGCAUCCAUCUCAUCUUUCUUCUUUGUCCAGUGUCCACUAUACUGUUAUGCAUAAAAUCUUCUGCCAAGGUCAUUCAUCUCAUCUCAGUUAAAAUACAGACUCUGUAAUUCCAUUCCAUCAAAAUUAAUUUCCCGUUUUGAUGGGUACCCAUCAAAGGCCUCAUUUGGGUAUUGCACUGCGAUGAGGAUUUCCUAUAUUUGCAUGGCUGAGAAUUGGAGCUGCUUAUUUGUCUCUUUUUUUUUAAAAUAUUUUUACCUUUGCAGUUGGGAAGGAGGGCUGUUCUCCUGAAACCAUAAUUGAGUGGUUUGAAUAAACGGAGAGAAGGCGGGGGGACACCAGAUGUGUACAAAGAAGUACUGGGAGAUGGAUGUUUCACUGCAACUACACAAAACCCACCUGGAGGAUUAAUUGCAGCUAAGGUGUUUGAUAAUUUGACUGACUCAGGGGAGCAGCAUUUUUCUUUCGACUGUCAUUAUUUGAGAAAAAAACCCAGAUCGAGAUAUGGUUAUUACUAUAAAGUACUUGCUUUUUCUCUCGCGGGAAUGGCGGAGCUGCAGGAAGUUGCGCCAACCACAACAACUGUUCCUUUCAAUAUAACAUGUCGAGAAAGAAGGAGCUUCUUUCUGCUACAAUGAAGAGGACCAGCGACUGGAUUUUCUCCCAGGAAAUUUCCAGCGAUGUUACAGUUUAUGCUGGUGGAGCUCCUUUCUCAUUGCAUAAGUUUCCAUUGGUGUCAAAGUCAGGCUACAUAAGAAAGCUAGUGUCUGAAGCUAGUGAUGCUGAUCUCUCGGAGAUUCAAAUCCCAGAAAUCCCCGGCGGGCGAGAUGCAUUUGAGCUCGCAGCAAAGUUCUGUUACGGAAUCAACUUCGAGAUAGGCACAGAGAACAUUGCAGUCCUAAGAUGCGUGGCUGAGUAUCUGGAGAUGACCGAGGACUACUCAGUUGGAAACUUGGUGUCGAGAGCUGAAGCCUAUCUAAAUGAGGUAGCCCUCAAGAGCCUCGCUGGGGCAGUUUCUGUCUUGCAUCAUUUGGAAAGCCUCGGCCAUAUCGCAGAGAAAGUGAAGCUGGUGAGCCGAUGCAUAGAUGCCAUAGCACUCAUAACCUGCAAUGAAACCCAAUUCUCAAUCUCAGCCAGGUCUGAUGGUGGAACUACAAUGGAGGCCCAACCAAAGCCCAUAGUUGAUUGGUGGGCUGAAGAUUUGACUGUUCUCAGGAUCGAUCUAUUUCAGAGAGUUCUGAUUGCAAUGGUGUCAAGAGGGUUCAAGCAGUAUGCCCUUGGCCCUGUACUCAUGCUCUAUGCUCAGAAGUCCCUCCGAGGUUUGGAGACAUUUGGCAAGCCUAGGAAAAAGAUUGACCCACAACAAGAGCAUGAUAAAAGGGUUGUUGUAGAAACAAUAGUUAGCCUUCUGCCAAGGGAGAGAAAUGCAAUGUCUGUAAGCUUCCUAUCUAUGCUGCUUCGAGCUGCAAUCUACCUCGAAACUACUGUUGCCUGCAGGCUUGAUUUGGAGAAGAGGAUGGCUUCACAGUUAGGACAAGCUGUAAUAGACGAUCUGUUAAUUCCUGCAUAUUCAUUGACAGGGGACACAAUAUUCGAUGUGGAUACGGUGAAGCGUAUCAUGAUGAACUACACUGAAAGUGAAGUGGAAGCUGCUGGGAACAUUAGAUUGGGUGGGUACAAUGCCAGUGACGACGAUUAUGUCUCUCUUCGGCUGGGUGAUAUGGAGAGGGUUGGGAAGCUUAUGGAGAACUACUUGGUUGAAAUAGCCUCGGACCGGAAUUUGGGUAUGUCUAAGUUCAUUUCUGUUGCUGAACUCGUUCCCGAACAGUCGAGGGCUGUGGAGGAUGGAAUGUACCGAGCCAUCGACAUAUUCCUUAAGGCUCAUCCAGAGUUAAGCGACAUGGAGAAGAAGAAAGUGUGCAGCGUAAUGGACUGCCAGAAACUAUCUCGUGAGGCCUGCGCUCAUGCCGCUCAAAACGACAGGCUCCCCGUCCAAACCGUGGUUCAAGUCCUCUUCCACGAGCAACAACGCCUCCGAGACGCCAUGAACAACAACACUACCACUGGUGGUACUGUCGUCGACCAACAUCCCACUCCCAAUGUCCCACUCUACUCCACCGACAUCCAUCCUGUUGUCGUCCCUCAUCGUCACAACGAUGACCUCUCCGCACUGAAGCGAGAGAACCAAGACCUGAAAAUCGAGCUGGUAAAGAUGAAGAUGAAGCUCAACGAAAUCGAGAGAUCGUCCAGUACUGGUACCAAAUCAGCAGCUGGGAGUCCAAUGGCGAGCAGCAGAUCGUCACAUUCUGCCGAUAAGCCUCCUCUGCCGCCUUCUAAGAAGUCGUUCAUCAACGUGGUGUCGAAGAAGCUAGGAAGGAUAAAUCCUUUCGUGCGCCUUGAUGGUGUCUCGCCGUCUAAAGGUCGCACGAGGUCGCCUAAAGAUCGGCGCCAUUCUAUAUCUUGACACCACAGCAAGAAUUCUCAUGCAUCAUUCAUGAUCUUGUGUUUAUUUAGUAUUGCAUUAUCUAAAUAUUUCUGUGAUGGAUUAAUGUCUUUUUAUGAAGUGGCGUUAUAUUAAACACAAGGAAGCAAUCCACAAUGUUGGCAUUAAAAUUACAACAAAACG
Linum trigynum is the source of this 3373-nucleotide messenger RNA. Lineage: Eukaryota; Viridiplantae; Streptophyta; Magnoliopsida; Malpighiales; Linaceae. The record is from the annotation of a GenBank genome assembly.